AUGCCCGGCCGCCUCCUUUCCAGCCUUGUUCGCCCCCACGUGCACCACCACACCUCCUUCUCGUCGCAUUCCACCUCUUCCUCAUCUACCUCUAUUAAUGAGAUCCCCACCAACACCGUGGCCCACAAGAAGCCUUCUGCAAAUGUGCUGGAACGAGCACGCUCUCCAGAGCGCCGUUUGUCUUUCGCGGUCGAUCAUCUAAUCCACCCGCACAGGGAUCACAGCAAGGAGAAGCGCCGCAAUCAUGGGCGUUCAUCCGGUUCAAAGGAGCGUCCAGGCGAUCAUGGCGUUAGUGCUACUGCCAAGUUGGACGUUGUCGUUGAAUCGCCACCACUUGUCUGUUACGGCAGCCCAGCUAACUCGACCGGUGCGCUAUUCUCCGGCCGUUUGAAGAUCACUGUCUCGGAAAUGGUUGAAGCCAUUACGCUCGAUAAGUUCGACAUGAGAUUGAUGACCAGAAUGACAACGAAGAAACCAGUCUCGAGAGAAUGUCCGAACUGCGCCUCUAGAACCGAGGAGUUAAACCACUGGAACUUCUUGACAGAGCCGCUUCACUUGAAGCCUGGCGACCACGAAUUCCCUUUCAGCUACCUCUUCCCCGGUCAUUUGCCCGCUUCCUGCAAUGGAUCUCUGGGAAAGAUCGAGUACUACCUCUCUGCCCAUGGGCAAAACAUUACCGGCGAAGAAUACAACUUCCAGAUGCCUUUGCAUAUCAGGCGCGCUAUCCUACCUGGAAACGACAAAUCCUCAAUCCGUAUCUUCCCUCCAACUAACCUCACGGGCCGCAUUGUGCUUCCCUCGGUCGUUCAUCCCAUUGGUACGUUCCCCGUCCAGAUGACUCUGAGCGGAGUCGUGGACAAGGGCGAGGAGACCCAAACCCGCUGGCGCUUGCGCAAGAUGAUGUGGCGUAUCGAAGAACACCAGAAGAUCGUUUCCACGGCCUGUGGUAAACAUGCGCACAAGAUUGGUGGUGAGGGCAAGGGCGUCCUCCACCAGGAAACUCGAAUCAUCGGACAUAACGAAGAGAAGGAGGGCUGGAAGACCGACUUCGAUACUGCCGGAGGCGAGAUUAGCAUGCAGUUCGAGGCAAGCAUCAACCCCACCUGCAACCCUGUGUGCGAUCUUGAGGCCUCCGGUGGACUGGAAGCCAAGCACAACCUCGUUAUCGAGUUGAUCGUCGCCGAGGAAUUCUGCCCUAACCGCAACACCAGACUCAUCACGCCUACGGGCGCAGCGCGUGUGCUCCGCAUGCAGUUCCACUUGCAUGUCACUGAGCGCAGCGGUCUCGGCAUCAGCUGGGACGAGGAAAUGCCUCCGAUGUAUGAGGAUGUUCCUGCUAGCCCCCCCGGCUACACAAAGCCCGAUGCCAGCAGUGUCAUGGAAGACUACCACGGCUCUCCGCUCCCGCUGCCAGAGUACGAAGAAUUGGAACGCAUGGACUCGCUCCGGCUGGAUAGCGACUCUACUCACUCGUCGGCUCGCUCAAUUCUCUCAACACGCGGACGAUCUCGAUUCACCACUGACGAUCUCAUCGCCGAACCUGUGACACCACAAAACCGCAAUCGAGCCCCGUCCGCCGAUUCGCGAGCCUCUCGGGCAUCUGAGUAG
Aspergillus nomiae NRRL 13137 is the source of this 1608-nucleotide messenger RNA. RefSeq names its product alpha-arrestin. Lineage: Eukaryota; Fungi; Ascomycota; Eurotiomycetes; Eurotiales; Aspergillaceae. Bases 1 to 1608 code for a protein of 535 amino acids. The record is from RefSeq and is a predicted model, not a curated record. The transcript has a single exon. Gene Ontology annotation, biological process: ubiquitin-dependent endocytosis. Gene Ontology annotation, molecular function: protein-macromolecule adaptor activity; ubiquitin protein ligase binding. Gene Ontology annotation, cellular component: cytoplasm; cytosol; plasma membrane.